Molecule: messenger RNA, 387 nt
Organism: Paramuricea clavata
Lineage: Eukaryota; Metazoa; Cnidaria; Anthozoa; Malacalcyonacea; Plexauridae
Source: the annotation of a GenBank genome assembly
AUGGAAGAAUAUUUAUCCCUUAUUGAUAACCCAACGAUAAGAAGAACAUUUUCUCAAUAUAGAGUAAGUAAUCAUAAAUUGCAAAUUGAGCGAGGAAGAUACGAAAACGUUUCUCGCGAACAACGUUUCUGCAAACUUUGCAACACCGGUGAAGUGGAAAACGAAUAUCACUUAGCCUUAUCUUGCCUGAAAUACGAAGAAUUAAGAAAUAAUUCUAACAACAUUCUCAAAAAUCUAUUUUAUCUCAAUAACACAAUGGAAGGAAAACAAAAACUGUUUGAGCAUGCGAUGUCUUCAGACGAUCCAGUUCUUGUUAACCUGCUUUCUAAGUAUAUCUUUCACUGUUUUUCGGAGAGAGAUAAAAGCCUCAAAUCCAUGGAAGAUUAG